Molecule: messenger RNA, 459 nt
Organism: Punctularia strigosozonata HHB-11173 SS5
Lineage: Eukaryota; Fungi; Basidiomycota; Agaricomycetes; Corticiales; Punctulariaceae
Exons: 6
Coding region: 1-459 (152 amino acids)
Source: RefSeq, a predicted model, not a curated record
AUGAAGAAGGUUAUGAAGAGCGACCCCGAAGUUAAGAUGAUCGCCGCGGACGGUGGCACCCAUCCUGUUUUGCAAGGCCUGCGAAAUCUUUAUCUCGGAGAUAACCGCACGAGCCUUCAUCGUCGCGGAUUCGAACAAACGGCGCUCGCCAAGUCGGACCAGUUCGAUUUCCUCAUUGACAUAGUCCCUCGUGACGAUGGACACGGACAUGGGGCAGGACAGGGGGGAUCAGCCGGCCAGGGGCUCGACCAAGCCGCGCGGAAGAAGCGGAAGGAAAACAACGGGCAGCAGGGACAACCACCGACAAAUGGGAGCGAUUCACGGCCAGAAGGCGUUGCACUGGAUACCUCUACCGUGGCAUCGGGCAGCGGAGCGCUUGAAGAGAUGAAGCAACUCCUCGAAGACCCAACGUCACCGGUAGAACGACAUUCAAGACCAGCUCAAGGUCCACUGGGUUGA